Molecule: messenger RNA, 1028 nt
Organism: Hemibagrus wyckioides
Lineage: Eukaryota; Metazoa; Chordata; Actinopteri; Siluriformes; Bagridae
Gene: ciao2b
Product: cytosolic iron-sulfur assembly component 2B
Exons: 5
Coding region: 240-719 (159 amino acids)
Biological process (GO): iron-sulfur cluster assembly
Cellular component (GO): cytosolic [4Fe-4S] assembly targeting complex
Source: RefSeq, a predicted model, not a curated record
ACUUCCUGUAACCGGAAGUUUACUUCACGAGCCUUUUAGUCAAGAGAAUAGAUUUUUUGUUUGUUUGUUUUACUUAUUAAACUUCAUCUAACACGUAUAGUUUGCAGUUUAGCCAGUUUGGUAAUUUUUUAAAAUUAAUAUAUAUUCAAAAACAAUAAUUUGGACAACGCGCAGGUUUCAGUAACUAUCUAGAUCUAGCCCAGGGUAACUGAAGGGGGUUCAGGGUGAGGAAGAGGAGGAUGUCUGGAGGAACUCGACUAGAGAACGUGAACCCUUUAAUUUAUCAGAGAUCCGGAGAAAGACUCCUGACUGCGAGUGAAGAAGACGAAGAUGUGACUGAUCCCAUUGAUGACCGAGAAAUCUUCGAUCACAUUAGGUCCAUCAAUGAUCCUGAGCACCCUCUGUCUCUCGAAGAGUUAAAUGUUGUGGAACAAGUGCGUGUGAAAGUGAAUGACGAGGAGAGCACAGUCUCCGUGGAGUUCACACCAACCAUCCCUCACUGUAGCAUGGCUACUCUCAUAGGGCUGUCUAUCAAAGUCAAGCUACUGCGCUCACUGCCUGACAGGUUUAAGAUUGAUGUCCACAUUACACCAGGAACACACGCUUCAGAAGAAGCAGUUAAUAAACAGCUAGCAGAUAAGGAGAGAGUGGCUGCAGCUUUGGAGAAUGCUCAUCUGCUGGAAGUCGUCAACCAGUGCCUUUCCACAAGACCUGUGUGACCCAUUCAGUGUUUGUUUAUUAUUCUGUGGAUGAGACUCACACAAUUCUCUCAACCUACACACACAAUAAGUGAAACAUGCUCUGUGACAUUUUUUUGUGAUACGCUUAUGUUAAUUAUGAGUUUUUACUGAGCACAGUUGAAAUAUAAAGGAAAUUGAAAAAAAAAAACAUUCUUGAGUGACUGCCAUGUUUCAUAUGUUUAUAAUUAAACAAUUGCAAACAACGUAUUGAAGGAUAAAUUGUAAUAACAAAUGAUCUGAAAUUCAUUCAGAAGUUUUCUUAAUAAAAUGUUUUGUUUUUUAAUAUUA